AAUAUCUUAUUAACUUAACCGAGAAAAUGUCUGCAGUCAUGAAGAACAUGGUGUUCCUUAGGCCUUUCAUUGGAAAGCUACAAAAGGGUCUCUCAUUCUUCUCCAAUCAAGGAACUGAGCAUCACCAUAAAGAUGUGAGAGCUACUCUAAUGGUGCCAGAUGAUGUAAAGGAAGGGCAAUUUGCUGUUUUGGCUAUAAAAGGUGACGAGAUUGAAAGGUUUGUUUUAGAACUGAGCUUCCUUUGUAACCCUGCUUUUGUAAAGUUGCUGAAGCUGGCUGAGGAUGAAUUUGGAUUCCAUCAUAAGGGUGCUCUUGCUAUCCCUUGCCGGCCUGAGGAGUUGCAGAAAAUUCUUACGGCCGGAGGAAGGACGAAGAAGAUUGAUUAUUCUGCUCAAGAGUGGAUUACUGGGUAGACUUCCCAGCAUCAACCGUUGUUAGGGAAUGACCGAAUAGAUGUUUAUUGGUUUCUUUAAUUGAGUUUUCUCGUUAUUCUUUAAUUAAUUUCUUGCUGGUCACUUGCUUCUUGUAAAGUUCAGACUUUUCAAUAAUGUCCUUCUAAUUUAAUUCUUCCUC
Molecule: messenger RNA, 573 nt
Organism: Manihot esculenta (cassava)
Lineage: Eukaryota; Viridiplantae; Streptophyta; Magnoliopsida; Malpighiales; Euphorbiaceae
Product: auxin-responsive protein SAUR36
Exons: 1
Coding region: 27-413 (128 amino acids)
Biological process (GO): response to auxin
Source: RefSeq, a predicted model, not a curated record